This is a messenger RNA of Colletotrichum acutatum, 1456 nucleotides long. Its product is annotated as carboxypeptidase. The coding region runs from base 5 to 1375 and encodes 456 amino acids. The transcript has a single exon. Lineage: Eukaryota; Fungi; Ascomycota; Sordariomycetes; Glomerellales; Glomerellaceae. Gene Ontology annotation, molecular function: metallocarboxypeptidase activity; zinc ion binding. The record is from RefSeq and is a predicted model, not a curated record. Gene Ontology annotation, biological process: proteolysis.
GUGGAUGACCUACCAUAGCCCAGACUUCAAGUCGGAAGAAGGCCGCUCGAUUCCUUAUGUUUACCUCUCAACCUCGAAAGGUGUCCCGACGGAUACCAGCCAGAACACCUACGGCAACGCCAGCGCGCCCGCAAAGGUGCGCAUCUGGAUGCAGGGCGGCGUCCACGGCAACGAACCAGCAGGCGACCAGGCUCUACUCGCUCUACUAGGCAGAUUCGACGCCAAUGCCACCUGGGCGGCCUCGAUUCUUGAGAAAGUCGACAUUAUGAUGUUGCCUCGAUACAACCCGGACGGUGUGGCGUACUUCCAGCGGUAUUUUGCGACCAGCUUCGAUCCGAACCGCGACCACACGAAGCUCGCGCGCCAGCAGACUCGGGAUAUCAAACGGCUUAUGGUUAGCUUCGCGCCUCAUGUUGGUGUAGACUGCCACGAGUACAGCCCUACUACGCCCUUUGGAGCCAACGAGCAGUGGGUGGAUGCCCAGGAUGGCCAGUUCUCGGCCAUGAAGAAUGCCAACAUCCACCCCGAUAUCCGGAACGUCUCUGAAGCCGUCUUCGCGAACAACAUUGCGGCGGCCAUGGAAAGCCGCGGGUUACGAUGGGGUCCUUACAUCGUCGGUCCCUCGGGCACAGACGAACUUGUCCUGGAAGAAACCACCGGUGACGCCAAGAUCGGAGACAGCGCCGUCGCGCUGACCCAGGCCAUCAUGUUCCUGACCGAGACGCGGGGCAUCGGGCUAGCAGACCAACACUGGCAGCGUCGCGUCGCCACUGGCCUGACUAUGGUUGAGACAAUCGUUCAGACGGCUGCUGAUCGGGCUGAAGAAGUAUACUCGACGGUAGAAAACGCGCGCGCAAAGUUCAUCGCGAGCACCGACGACAUCAUUGUCACGGAGUCUGCUCGACCGACCAACAUCACAUGGCAAUUUAUCGAAGCGCCCACAGGAGAACUCGUUGAUAUUCCCGUGCAGUUCCUCAACACCACACCCGUGGUAGCAAACCUCACCCGUGCGAGACCCGAGGCCUACGUCUUUUCGCGCGCAUGGGCCGACGUUGCCGAGCGACUGCGUACUACUGGUGUUGAAGUACAGACGUUGCAGUCUGACUUUCACGGCGAGGUAGAGGCAUUCAACAUCACGAGUGCCGACGUGGCGCGAACAAAGUAUGAGGGGAUUGCUCGCACGACUGUGACGACGGAGACUUUGGUUAAGGAAAUUCGAAUCCCGGCUGGCGGGUUCUGGGUCAGUACCAGGCAGAAGAAUGCGGCACACGCAUUUGUGACGCUUGAGCCAGAAGGGAUCGACUCAUAUGCUACCUUCAAUGUUCUGCCGGUAAGCGUUGGUGAUGAAUAUCAAGUCUAUCGGGUCAUGGCAUAGAGGAUGAGACGACACUGAGAGAUAGCUACUUCCAAGUGACUGAGUUAUAAUAGUUCAUGGUAAUGAAUAAUUUUGACGUUC